Oncorhynchus nerka (sockeye salmon) is the source of this 2228-nucleotide messenger RNA. RefSeq lists its product as uncharacterized. Gene Ontology annotation, molecular function: protein binding. Bases 517 to 2082 code for a protein of 521 amino acids. The transcript is spliced from 7 exons. Lineage: Eukaryota; Metazoa; Chordata; Actinopteri; Salmoniformes; Salmonidae. The record is from RefSeq and is a predicted model, not a curated record.
AUGGACAGAGUACGUGCAUGAAUACCUGGAAUGAGAUAUUACUAGUUAGUAGAACUGCUACUUGAGCUGAGUUGCUGACAGACAGCAGUUUUCAAAGUGUAAACUAAUCAGUAGUCCUACAUGUUAUCAGUAACACGUCUGGUAAAGAUGGUGGAGGAGCUUUUCAAUGAUAUGGUUUUAUGUUUAUCUCAGGGUUUCUCCAUCCUUUUGUUCUUACCAGCACUUACACACCUGAUUCAACUAAUCAUCAUAUAUUUUAAGACAGUUUAAUAUUUGAGGCAAACAAUUGAACCUUCUCAAAUUAAAACCUGUUUGGUUUGUAGGCCUGUUUACAAUUAUUAAAGUCCUACAGUAACUCACAUCUUGGAGAAAAAAAACACAGCUAAACUUGGUUUCGAGUAAAUUAUAUGUUUAUCAACAAUAAUGUAAGAGAGAUGUCUUGAAGAAACGCGUCUGGGAUUCUAACUCUGUGUCUCAGUGCCCUGCUACAGUGGGAGUGCCCUGCUAUCGUUUUGCAUGGCCCGGUGCUACAGGGGUCAGUGCUCUAAAAUGAGUCUCUCUGGGGAGAGAGCGGAGGGGGACCCUGCCUCUAAAAUGAGUCUCUCUGGGGAACCUGACACCAAAACCAAAACUAAGAGUCCAAUCAAGCAGGAGAGACCAGCCUCCCCUGUUCCCAGCUGUGUGUCCAUGAAGAGUGACCGGUCUAUGGGUCUACCUAUACAGUUUAGAGAGGGAGACUUUUCUACUGAACAAAGUGUGGAACAUGGUGGAGAGAACACAAUGAAACCUGGACUUAGAAAAUAUGCCUGUGAUCUCACACUGGACCCAAACACAGUAUUCAGAUACUGCUUUCUGUCUGAGGGGAACAAAAAGGUGACACAUAUGGGGAAGUACCAUCCGUAUCCUGAUCACCCAGAGAGAUUUGAGCACUGUGGAGAGGUGCUGUGUAGAGAGAGUCUGACUGGGCGCUGUUACUGGGAGGUAGAGUGGAGUGGGGGAGAGGCUGAUAUAGGAGUGGCAUAUAAAGGAAUCAGCAGGAGAGGAGAGUUUAAUGACUGUUAUCUUGGAUACAAUGACAAGUCCUGGAGUCUGCGCUGCUCUGACAACAGUUACAUUGCCUGGCACAAUAAUAACUUCACUACCAUAGACAUCCCCUCCUCCAGCCCCUACAGAGUAGGAGUGUAUCUGGACUGGCCAGCCGGCACUCUGUCCUUCUACAUAGUCUCCUCGGACACACUGACCCACCUGUACACAUUCCACACCACAUUCACUGAACCCCUCUAUCCAGGGUUUCAUCUUUGGGGUUGUGGCGUCUCAGCGUCCCUUUGUCAGGUGAUUCUGAAUAACAAUGACCUGAAGGAUUCAGGAGUGAAGCUGCUCUCUGCUGGACUGGAGAAUCCCCACUGUAAUCUGGAGACUCUGAGUGUGGAACAUGGUGGAGAGAACAGAAUGAAACCUGGGCUUAGAAAAUAUGCCUGUGAUCUCACAUUGGAUCCAAACACAGUAUUCAGAUACUGCUUUCUGUCUAAGGGGAACAAAAAGGUGACACAUAUGGGGAAGUACCAUCCGUAUCCUGAUCACCCAGAGAGAUUUGAGCACUGUGGAGGGGUGCUGUGUAGAGAGAGUCUGACUGGGCGCUGUUACUGGGAGGUAGAGUGGAGUGGGAGGGGAGAGGAAGAGUGGAAAGGGAGAAGGGUUGAUAUAGGAGUGACAUAUAAAGGAAUCAGCAGGAGAGAAGGGGGUGAUGACUGUUGGCUUGGAUACAAUGACAAGUCCUGGAGUCUGCGCUGCUCUGACAACAGUUACUCUGCCUGGCACAAUAAGAAUUCCACUACCAUAGACAUCCACCUCUCCAACUCCCACAGAGUAGGAGUGUAUCUGGACUGGCCAGCCGGCACUCUGUCCUUCUACAUAGUCUCCUCGGACACACUGACCCACCUGUACACAUUCCACACCACAUUCACUGAGCCCCUCUAUCCAGGGUUUCAUCUUUGGGGUCGUGACGCCUCAGUCCCUUUGUCAGGUGGUCCCUGUGUCAAACACAACAUGAUGUUUCACUCUAAUCAGUGUCAUGUUCAGUAAGACACACUGGAGCAACAAUGUAAAUAUCUCUCUAGUGUGUUAACCUCUCUAUCCAGGGUGUUUGGUAUGAAUAUCUCUCUAGUGUGUAAACCUCUCUAUCCAGGGUGUUUGGUAUGAAUAUCUCUCUAGUGUGUUAACUCUCUAUC